Anisakis simplex (herring worm) is the source of this 699-nucleotide messenger RNA. The record is from the annotation of a GenBank genome assembly. NCBI's taxonomy places the organism in Eukaryota, Metazoa, Nematoda, Chromadorea, Rhabditida, Anisakidae.
UCAGCCCUAUGUGGUCCUAACCAACAGUUCAGUGCAUGUGGACCAUCAUGCCCAAGGACCUGCGGUCGCGACGAACCUGAAAUUUACACAAAAAGCUGUGUGCAGGGUUGCUUUUGCAAGGAUGGAUACAUUCUUGAUCGAGAAAACGGAGAGUGUAUUCCUGAAACGCAAUGCAAACAACAGCACAACUUAUGUUGCUUUUUUAUAGCUCAAUGCGGUCCUAAUGGACAGUUCAAAGUAUGUGGAACAACAUGCCCAAGGAUCUGUGGUCGUGACGAACCUGAACUUUGCACAUUAAAUUGUGUGCAGGGUUGCUUCUGCAACGAUGGAUACAUUCUUGAUCGAGAGGACGGAGUGUGCAUUCCUGAAACGCAAUCAGAGGCACCUCGGGCAAACUUUCCAAUGGCAGAUUAUCAGAAGACAAAACUUAUGAAGAUGAACUGUUGGGGUGAGCCUUCCAUAUCCCCUUGGGAAGAGCACAACUCAGGUUGCAUUUUUACAGCCGAAUGCGGUCCUAAUGAACAGUUCAAUAUGUGUGGAACAGCAUGCCCAAGGAUCUGUGGUCGUAACAAACCUGAGAAUUGCACUGCACACUGUGUGCAGGGCUGCUUCUGCAAGAAUGGAUAUGUUCUUGAUCGAGAAAACGGAAGGUGCAUUUCCGAAAAGGAGUGUUCAACGACGGAUAUAGGUUCAUUUUAA